AGCAGCGCGAGCCAUCGGUUUACUUUCCCCUCGAAGUCAGCGACAGCCACAGUCAGUAGCACAAGGUGUUGGAUGUGUAUAGUUGAUUUUUGGGACGCUUUCUUUUUUACCUAGAGGACAGACUCUUGCGUACAAGGUUAUGAACUCUGUCAGGUGUAACUGCAGAUUCUUAACUGGAUUUGUCUCAACACGUUUAGCGUUUUGAGAACCUUUAACCAAAACGACAUCCGUUCCAACUCUUACUCUGUCAAGAUGUCUGGAGACCAAAGUAACACAGGAGAAGACCAUUGUAUUCCUGAAGACAACAGCUUGGUCUUCACUCUAGUUCCACCCUACAUCCUGGUCAUCAGCGUGCUUGGAAUCAUCUUUAAUGUGUUUGUGCUGAUGGUUUUCUGCCUCCACAAGAAGGCCUGCACUGUGGCUGAGAUAUACCUCAGCAACCUGGCUGGAGCUGACCUUGCUCUGGUGUGCUGGUUGCCCUUCUGGGCUGAAUAUACAAGAAAGGGAUUUGACUGGCCUUUCAGUGAAAGCCUGUGCAAAGUGACAUCAGCUGUUAUCUACAUGAAUGCGUUCUGUAGCAUUUACUUCCUUGUUAUGGUUAGCAUAGAUCGUUAUGUGGCACUGGUGCACCCGCUUUCCCAUGAGAGGAUACGCCGGCCGUUUUAUGCCAAACUGGGAUGUCUGUUUGUGUGGGGUCUUGGCUUGGUCUUUGCUCUCCCCAUAUUCAUCUACAGGAAGUUAGAAUUCAACUCUCAGUUAAAUCUUACUCACUGUUCACUUAACCUAACUUUUCCAGAGCAAUAUCUGGCAUCUGAGGUGACAACCAUAACAUUCAGCUUCAUCGUCCCUGUUAUCAUUAUUUUGUUCUGCACUGUCAAAAUUAUUCAAACUCUGAGAAAGAGGCUAAUGGAGGUUUUAAACAUUCAGAAAACGGAUCAGAAGGCUACCACUCUCAUCCUGGCAGUUCUCCUGGCAUUCCUGAUCUGCUGGGUGCCAUUCCACGUGACAAAGAUACUAGAUGUGCUCCAAAACACUGGCAUUCUGAAAUGUCACAUCACACUGACCAUCGUCCAACAGAUCUCUACGUACUUUGCCUUCUUCAACAGUGUCCUUAACCCCAUUCUCUACGUCUUAGUAGGGAAAACUUUCCAGAAACGAGCAAAGGAACUCUUCAUGUUGUGGAACAAGACUCAAACAGCAUCUUUCAGCCGACUGUCCACACGCCUGACAAGUUUUAAAUUGUGAUCAUAGCUCAAAGUGAUAUGCGGGACUGCGAUCUUUUGGAUGUGUGCUGUGAUGGUUUACCCAGUUAAAUGGACAAUUAUUUACUCAGGCAAGGAGAAAAAUGUUGUUUUUGUAAUCUGAAUGUUUGUUGUUUUUUGUUUAACAUUGUGCAUGCAUUACUUUUUCUUCAGAAAGGGAUAUUUAGCCAUAACAUGUUUAUUUCCUAGAGGUGAUACUGAAAGGCUGUCAGUCUGACUCUGCUUGGUGUAGUGAAGUCUGAGCGUUCUUUGACCGUUUCUCCAGUUGGAACAUAACUCCUGGUUUUGGCUAAGAGAAAGUAGCAUGCAGAAGACAGCUGGCAUGGAGGAAAGGCUAAAGAUAACAAGCAAGUCGUCUGAAAUGUGAUUCAUGCAACACUCCUGAAGUUAAAGAAUGAAAAUACACUGUUAGAAGAAAAGUCACAGUAGGACCUUUUUAUUGUCUUGGGCUUUGUUCCAUGUUUCGUCAGACUCUGACAGAGGAGUGAAUAACAGGAGACAUUACCUCAUACCUCAAACAAGUUUUGUUUUACCAACCGUCCAUGAACCCGUAUUUGUUUAGAUGUCACAUUUUGAAAAAUAUAAUUAUAAAACUAUAAUUGCAAAUAAUUACAUUUAAGGCCAUAUUUGAGCUUUCGUUUGUGCUAAAUUUCAAUGAAGUUAAAAUUCAAUGGCAAGUAAGGGUGUGGUUGUUCUUCAAAACCAGUGAUCCAGUAUAGCUUUCUCUUGACAUCCUGUUGACAUUUGUAGCAUGACAGGAUAUGAGGCUCAAAUUUCAAAUGUGUCAUUCUACUGCUCAUCCUCUAAUUGAUAUCGAUUAGACACAAUUUCAGAUUUAAUGCCAUAAUAACCCUGCUUCAUAAUUGAAUAGCAUUCCCACCUUUAUUUUAUAUUGCACAUGUGAUAAACACAAGCUGAGAUAAUGAAACAAAUAUGCAAAAGAGACGGCAACAGUUUAACAGUGUUUAUACUAUUAACAUAAUAUUUGCAUGGUUAGAUUUUCCACUUCACUUGUGGGCAUGGUUAUGUAGUUGGAGUGCUCUGUGCUGUGGCAUGAUGCAGAUUUACUGCUACCAACUUGGAGUGUUUCAGUGAUGAACUUAAAGUUCAAAGAGGGAUUUUUUUUCUUUGCAUUAUAUUAAAGUAUUGUUUUUCUAUUCCCAUUGCAUCAAAAAGAAACUCUGCGUGUAUAUAUGUAAGGGUUUUAACCUCCUAAGACCUGAACUCUUUCAUGGCAUGCAUUUUUAAUUUCUCUUUGGGCUGAUUGGGACCUGAUGAUUGUAAAACAAAACAAAACAAAGAAUUAUGUGAUUUUUUUUUACCUGAUUUUCAUUUCUAAGAAAAAUGAGAUCCACAUAUGAGGACAUUCGCUUUAAAUUUUGAUAGAACAGUAGCAAUAUGUACUCGCAAGUGGAUAUUGGGCCCUUGUAGAGAAAAAAAACGUAGUAUUGUGGUCUAGACAACCCUAAAAUGUGAUGUCCACAUAUGUGGACGCCAGGUCCUAGGAGCUUAAAUUUACAGUUUAAAUACAAUUAACAAUGCUUUAAGUAGUUUAUUUACGGUUUAAAAUCACAGAUCACUGCUGGACACUGAAAUGCAUACCUCUUUUUCACAGCACUUUUAAUGUAACACUCAAUAUUAAUCACUUGUAGACAAUAAAUUAAUAAAACGUUCCAGACUUUUGUCCCCUGUGGUGUGGUUCUUUGUUACUUUUAAUGCUUCUUUAAGCUGUCCAUCACGAGUCUUACACUUUUUAAAAACAAGUCUGUAUCCUCUAUACUUCAGGUUCAGUGAGCUGCUAAAAGUAGCUGUUCUCAAUCUGUGGCAUGAGCCCCCCCUGGUGGGCCAGUGACCCACUACAAGUGAGGAUGUGGACAAAAAGUAUGGAAUUAAAGCUUGAAUAGGAAAAAUUAACAUUUUGCAGAUUUAUAAGCGGUCUGCAGUUACUUUAUAUCUGUGCAAUGUCAAAUUCUAUUAGAAACCACCAAAACAUUUUAAAUAAAAUGCACUUCCUAAAUUUUACAACAGUUAAAUGUCUGUGUUGCACUACAUGGGACAUUUAGAGCAGAUCUGGCCACAAAUCAGAGAUGGCAUGAGUUUUAUACACUGGAUAGCAGCAACUCCAACAAGCCUUUAUUUGGUAAGCAGGAACCAGCUCUCUAUGCAAGAUAUGUGGUUAGUGGGCUGUCUAUGCCUGCUUUGUCUCAAGAGUGCACAUUGCAAUAUCCAGAGGUGGGAAGUAACGAAGAACAAAAUAUUUUGUUACUGCACUUAAAAUUUUCAGGAGGCUGUACUUCACUUGAG
This is a messenger RNA of Haplochromis burtoni (Burton's mouthbrooder), 3566 nucleotides long. Its product is annotated as B2 bradykinin receptor. Lineage: Eukaryota; Metazoa; Chordata; Actinopteri; Cichliformes; Cichlidae. Gene Ontology annotation, molecular function: bradykinin receptor activity. The record is from RefSeq and is a predicted model, not a curated record. Gene Ontology annotation, cellular component: membrane. Gene Ontology annotation, biological process: neutrophil chemotaxis; immune response; G protein-coupled receptor signaling pathway. The coding region runs from base 253 to 1245 and encodes 330 amino acids. The transcript has 3 exons.